This is a messenger RNA of Lecanosticta acicola, 724 nucleotides long. NCBI's taxonomy places the organism in Eukaryota, Fungi, Ascomycota, Dothideomycetes, Mycosphaerellales, Mycosphaerellaceae. The record is from the annotation of a GenBank genome assembly.
AUGGCACCAAAGGACGCAGCGAAGUCCAACAAGGGCAGUACGUGACUACACCUGCGCAACGCCGCAAUUGCAAUGCUACUCCAACCGCAUCAGAGCGGCGCCGCACCCUUUUGACCUACGUCUUGAAGAGAGUAUACUGACAUGGCUGUACAGAGGGCGCAAAGCCCAGCAAGCCGUCCGCUCAGGCAUCUGCUGCCGCAAAGGCAACUCUGCGCGGUGUAAGCAUCCCAGCGUCAUGAGAGGCGUGUCAGAGAACCCAUCAUUCUGACGGCCUGUUUCUUCAUUGCAACAGGUCAACUCGCACAAGACGCACAAGGUCCGCAAGACCACCUCCUUCCACCUCCCGAAGACCCUCCAGCUCUCGCGUGCGCCCAAGUACCCGCGCAAGUCGAUCCCACACCAGCCCCGAUUCGACGCUGAGAAGGUCAUCGUCCAUCCGCUCAACACCGAGAGUGCGAUGAAGAAGAUUGAGGAGAACAACACCCUGGUCUUCAUUGUCAACGUCAAGGCGAACAAGAGGCAGAUCAAGCAGGCCCUCAAGACCCUGUACGAUGUCGACACCGUCAAGAUCAACACCCUGAUUCGGUAGGCCAUCUCAUAGCGUUGUGCAAAUGGACAUUUGCUAAUACAUCACAGCCCUGACGGCACCAAGAAGGCCUUUGCCCGCCUGACACCUGAUGUUGACGCCCUUGACAUUGCUGCCACCAAGCUGGCCAUUGUCUAA